GGAGAAGGAACUCAGACUUAAUUCACAACUCUUUGCUGUGACUGUAACAAUGCUUCUGUUGGACUAUGAGAAUGUUCUUAUCCGGUCACUCCUGACGGAGCGGUUCUCUGGAGCCCCGCCGGUGUCCAUCGACCAGAUCGUCUCGGAUUUCGACGGUGUCACAUUCCAUUUAUCGACCCCGGAGGUCAAAACAAAGAUUCUCAUCUCCCUCAAUGUGAAAUGUUUCCGAGAACUGGUGCAGUAUGGUGCCCAACAGGUUCUGGAAAGGGAAUACGGCCCCUACAUUGUCGCCCCCGAGCCAGGCUACGACUUUUCCGUCUUGAUCGACUUGGAGAACCUUCCCGAUGACCAAACAGCGCGAGAGGACCUCAUCACACGACUAGCUUUGCUGAAGCGCAACGCAAUGGCCGCUCCGUUCGAGAAGGCGUUCGAUGAGUUCGCGCAGCUGGCGGAGGAAGCUUCAAAGUACACUUCGGAGGCUGCGCCAGCGGGUGUUGCGGAGGGAGGCGAAGUCAUGGCGAUUCAUUAUCGGGAAGAAGAGGCAAUUUAUAUCAAGGCUAGUCAUGAUCGAGUGACUGUGAUCUUCAGCACGGUCUUCAGGGAGGAGACAGACCGUAUUUUCGGCAAGGUCUUCCUACAAGAGUUCGUCGAUGCCCGACGACGUGUAGCGACCUUGCAAAAUGCGCCUCAAGUCCUUUUCCGCAACGACCCUCCGCUCGAACUGGCUGGCGUUCCUGGUCUACAGGACGCUGGUGACGGCAAGAUCAGUUACAUCACAUUUGUUCUCUUCCCUCGUCAUUUAACACCGCAGCGACGUCAAGAAAAUAUCUCACACAUCCAGACCUUCCGCGACUAUUUCCACUACCACAUCAAAGCAUCUAAGGCAUACAUCCACACUCGAAUGCGCAAGCGAACUGCCGACUUUCUCCAGGUCCUCAACCGAGCAAGACCUGAGAACGAGGAGCGAGAAAGGAAGACGGCGAGCGGACGCACUUUCCGAGUUCAGGGAUAGGAAUAUACUGGAGACAUUGCCUGUGUUCAAAUGUACAUUGCAGCCUGAAGCACAGAAACGGGGUACUGUGACAAUCUAAUAGACGAUGGGCUAUUUCAAAGAUUGCAAGCUGCAAUAAUAUUGCGGUUCUAUUC
Molecule: messenger RNA, 1146 nt
Organism: Aspergillus nidulans FGSC A4
Lineage: Eukaryota; Fungi; Ascomycota; Eurotiomycetes; Eurotiales; Aspergillaceae
Product: actin-related protein 2/3 complex subunit 2
Exons: 5
Coding region: 50-1012 (320 amino acids)
Biological process (GO): microtubule cytoskeleton organization; actin cortical patch organization; receptor-mediated endocytosis
Cellular component (GO): Arp2/3 protein complex; cytosol; actin cytoskeleton
Molecular function (GO): calmodulin binding; actin filament binding; protein complex scaffold activity
Source: RefSeq, a predicted model, not a curated record